AUGUCAUACAGGAGAAGACGAAAUUUAUUUCGAACAUAUAUCAAUAGAAUAUUAUGUACUCUGAUUUUCUUGAUUCUUUUUGCUCUGCAAUACUCUGCUGUUAAACAUCAGAAAUCGACGGUCCUCGACACAAAUGAUUACAUCCCAUCGGCUGAUAUCAGCUCGGAUGAGUGUGAACUAUCCAUGGCUGACUCUGAUGGAUGGUUUUGUGACUUGACAUCAAAUUGGCUACGUCGAAAAUCGAUUCACCAAGCUCAAAACAAACGCAAUCAUAAUUCCGAUCAGCGAAAGAUGUUCUUUCAAAAUAAUUGGGAACCAACAAUACAUUGUUCGUUCGAACGACGCAUCGGUAAUACCGGUGACGGUGGCAAAUGGGUUUGUGACAUUCAUCGAUUUCAGCAAAUGAACGACACUAAUCUAUUGGUGUACUCAUUUGGUUCGAAUGACGAAUUCAGUUUCGAAGAAGCAAUUAAACAUGAAUUUCCCAAUGCAGAGAUUCACACAUUCGAUACAGGAUUAUUUCAAUGCCCGCAAAAUGUCUGCUCUUUCCAUCGAGCUCGUUUAGGUGGUGGAAAGAAUGAUGGCACAAAAUCAAUCGAGAUGAUUAUGAAAGAUCUUCAUCAUCAACAUCGACAGAUCCAUAUCCUGAAAGUCGACAUUGAAGGUAGUGAAUAUGAUCUAUUCACAGAAUUAUUUCGUCGAUCAAGGAAACAACAUAAGAUCAUUCCGUACAUUCGGCAGAUUCUAUUCGAAAUCCAUCUCGACGAAAGUUUCGAUAACGAAGUAGUCCAACGAGCGCAUCAUCUGUUUGAACUAUUCCGUGCAAAUAACUAUGCUAUAUUUCAUAAAGAACCGAAUAUGUACACCCCGCUUGACGUUUUUGAAUACGGUAUGAUACGAAUGAACGCAUCGCUUUUUAGGUAA
Messenger RNA from Adineta ricciae, 924 nucleotides. The record is from the annotation of a GenBank genome assembly. Lineage: Eukaryota; Metazoa; Rotifera; Eurotatoria; Adinetida; Adinetidae.